Triticum dicoccoides is the source of this 1609-nucleotide messenger RNA. Its product is annotated as transcription factor MYB2-like. The record is from RefSeq and is a predicted model, not a curated record. Gene Ontology annotation, biological process: regulation of DNA-templated transcription. NCBI's taxonomy places the organism in Eukaryota, Viridiplantae, Streptophyta, Magnoliopsida, Poales, Poaceae. The coding region runs from base 185 to 1144 and encodes 319 amino acids. Gene Ontology annotation, molecular function: DNA-binding transcription factor activity; sequence-specific DNA binding. Gene Ontology annotation, cellular component: nucleus. The transcript is spliced from 2 exons.
CUCGCACCCCGCGAAUACUCUUCUCUUCCCUUCUCUUCUCUUCUCUUCUCCGCACAGCAUCACUGCCUCCGGCCGUCUCGAGCAAACCAAACCAAAAUCUCCUGAGUUGUCUCGCUCGCCUCAUCAAUCCUUGGCGUCGCUAGCUUCAUCUGGAGGCGAGGAGGCGGACGGUUUGAACCCGAUCAUGGAUAUGGCGCACGAGAGGGACUCGAGCAGCGAGGAGGAGGUGAUGGCCGGCGACCUCCGCCGCGGGCCGUGGACGGUGGAGGAGGACAUCGUGCUCGUCAACUACAUCGCCGCUCACGGCGAGGGCCGCUGGAACUCGCUCGCCCGAUCAGCAGGUCUGAAGCGCACCGGCAAGAGCUGCCGCCUCAGGUGGCUCAACUACCUCCGCCCCGACCUCCGGCGCGGCAGCAUCACCCCGCAGGAGCAGCUGCUCAUCCUCGAGCUGCACUCGCGGUGGGGCAACCGCUGGUCCAAGAUCGCGCAGCACCUCCCCGGGCGCACCGACAACGAGAUCAAGAACUACUGGCGCACGCGCGUGCAGAAGCACGCCAAGCAGCUCAAGUGCGACGUCAACAGCCAGCAGUUCAAGGACGUCAUGCGCUACCUCUGGAUGCCCCGCCUCGUCGAGCGCAUCCAGGCCGCCGCCACGGCCGACGCGGUGCAGGCCGCCGCUGACACGCCCCUGUCGUGGCAGCACGGCGCCGACGACGCUCUCUACGAGUCACCGGAGCUCCCUGUCGACGCGUGCUGGCCAGCGGAGUACGCCGCCGUGGCCGGCGGGCAGCUGCCCAACGCCUCGGUCGCGGAGCUGUCGAGCACUACUACCGCCGGCUCUUCCUCGCCGUCCACCACGGACUCUGGCGCCGGCGCCCAGCCCAGCUGGCCUGCAGCAGUCGACGGUGCCGAGUGGUUCACCACCGCCUGCGACGCCUCCAGCGCCGCCGCCACCAUAUGCGACACGGACCAGCUGAUCCAGCAGCAGGCACCGUCCCAGCCCGCGGGUGCGUGGACGUCCGAGCCGCUGCCGAGCCUCGGGUUCCCCGAGCUGGGCGUCGCGGACUUCGAGAUGGGCAGCUUCGACGUAGACAGCAUCUGGAGCAUGGACGACUUGUGGAACACGCAGCCGCAGUUCGUGUGAAAAGUCAAGACGGUGGCAUGGAAAUCCUCAGCUGCGACGGUGCCCGCGGGGGGGCGUGCGGCCUCCGGGUCCGGGGACGCGUAGCAGAUCCAGCGGAGGGAAACGGAUUAGAAGAAGAAGGAGAGGAACCACCUGGGACUGGGAGGAUUAAAACAAGACUAAUUUACCCUGCACGUGAAGAUCUCCCGGCCUGUUCUGCUCCAGUUCUGCGCCGUCUUGUCUCCUGUGUUAAUUUAUUACUACGUACAAGGGUAAACAGAUACGUAAAAGUGUAGCAGAAGCAGAUGAUCUACUAGUGUUAGCUGUGCCGCCGUUAAUUAUGCUAUGUUCCGUUUAAUCUUACUCAUUCUUUUCGAGUGAUUACUACUACAUAUAUAAGUAUAAAGGAGGAAGUACUAGUAUAUGAAGUGAACUGUUGAUAGGAACUGUAGUUUCUAGAAGUGGUAAUAAAAGCAAUGCUCCGAC